AAUGGCUACUGAGAACUGUACAGUAGUUACUGAGUUCAUUCUUUUGGGAUUAACUGAUCGUGCUGAACUGAAGAAGAUCCUCUUUGUUUUAUUUUUGGUGAUUUAUGCUGUUACCUUGUUAGGGAAUCUGGGCAUGAUUCUGUUAAUCUGUAUCACUCCCAAACUACACACACCAAUGUACUUUUUCCUCAGUUGCCUGUCAUUUGUAGAUGCAUGCUAUUCAUCAGUCAUUGCACCAAAAAUGUUGAUUAGUUUCUUGGUAGUAACAGAAACCAUCUCUUUCUCUGCCUGCAUCAUGCAACAUUUGUUUUUUGGAGUGCUUGUUACCACAGAAGGCUUCUUGCUGUCAGUGAUGGCUUAUGAUCGUUAUGUGGGCAUUGUCAGCCCAUUGUUGUAUACUGUGUCUAUGUCUAAAGGAAAGUGUAUUGUACUGGUCAUUGGGUCAGUCAUAGGUGGAACUAUUAACUCUUUGACGCACACCAUAAGUUUAAGUAAACUGUCUUUUUGUGGGCCUAAUAUAGUGGGUCAUUUCUUUUGUGACAUACCAUCAUUGCUGAUACUCUCAUGUUCUGACACCUCCAUGAAUGAAUAUUUGCUCUUGAUCUUUUCUGGAGUUAUUGCCAUUGGUACUCUCUUGAUUGUGGUCAUAUCCUACUUAUUCAUUGCUCUGGCCAUUUUGAGAAUACGCUCAGCUUCUGGAAGACAAAAAGCCUUCUCAACAUGUGCUUCUCACCUGACUGCUGUGACUAUAUUCUAUGGCACCUUAAGCUUUAAUUACAUUCAGCCAAGCUCCCAGUAUUCUGUAGAACAAGAGAAGGUGGUGUCAGUGUUCUAUACACUGGUGAUUCCCAUGUUAAACCCAAUGAUUUACUGCCUCAGGAACAAAGAGGUGAAGGAAGCUGCAAAGAGAGCCAUAGAAAGGAAGUUCUUCUCAUGUUAA
Messenger RNA from Arvicanthis niloticus (Nile rat), 940 nucleotides. It is a transcript of the gene Or5j2, whose product is annotated as olfactory receptor family 5 subfamily J member 2. The record is from RefSeq and is a predicted model, not a curated record. Gene Ontology annotation, cellular component: membrane. Gene Ontology annotation, molecular function: olfactory receptor activity; G protein-coupled receptor activity. Gene Ontology annotation, biological process: G protein-coupled receptor signaling pathway. Lineage: Eukaryota; Metazoa; Chordata; Mammalia; Rodentia; Muridae.